UCCAAGGCGAGGGACGGAAAUGUCCGACGACCCGGAAACGUUGCUCUUGGAGGGUGACGAAGAUGGCGUGGAAUUGCUGUUCUCGGGUCUGGUUUCGACAGGAGUUAUGGUGUGGUGGGACCCGGGUAUCGAGGUCUCCCCUGUAUUCGCAACAGAGAAAUGGAUUCAGAAAACAAGCACAGAAGACUGAUCCCCAGAGGUCUAACUCAGAAGUUAGUAGCAAGCCACAAAGAAGUGUUUUGUCUCCUGCAGCAGAAGAUCCAGUCUUUCAAACAUCUGCCCGUUCAGUGAAGAAGCUUGUAAAGCCAUUUUGCUUUGCAGUUGGGUUUUCAGGCUUUGCUUUUGGAUCAGCUGCUAUUUGGCAAUAUGAAGCUGUUAAAUUCAAGGUUGAAAAUUAUUUCCAAGAUACUCGCGCAGACUGGAUGGAUAAGAUGCGACCACAGAAAGGACUGAGCUUCAGAAAACAGAUUAACCUGUGGUGGAAUAGUCUGAGCAAGGGGCAACGUGCUGUGUCAGGCAUUAUAGCUUCAAAUGUCUUAGUAUUCUGUUUAUGGCGGAUACCUUCUUUGCAGCGAAUAAUGAUCACAUAUUUCACAUCGAAUCCAGCUUCUCGAGUUUUGUGCUUUCCCAUGCUGCUGUCUACAUUUAGUCAUUUUUCAUUUCUGCACAUGGCAGCCAACAUGUAUGUUCUGUGGAGCUUUUCAACGAGUAUAGUCUCUCUUUUGGGACGUGAGCAAUUCAUGGCAAUGUAUCUCUCUGCAGGGGUUAUUUCCACAUUUGCUAGUUAUGUUUGCAAGAUGGCCACAGGAAGAUUCGGACCAUCACUUGGAGCUUCAGGUGCUAUAAUGACCGUCCUUGCAGCGGUAUGUACGAAGAUGCCAGAAGCCAAGUUAGCCAUUAUAUUUCUUCCAAUGUUCACAUUUACCGCUGGAAAUGCUUUAAAGGCCAUUAUUGCAAUGGACACCGUAGGACUUGUUUUGGGUUGGAAAUUCUUUGAUCAUGCAGCACACCUUGGGGGAGCCCUGUUUGGCAUCUGGUAUGUACUAUAUGGGAAUAAACUUAUAUGGAAGAACAGAGAACCACUUGUGAAGAUUUGGCAUGCAGUGAGGACUAGCGGCCCAAGAAAAUGAUGUGAGGCUUGUGUUUGCUGCGGUUUUAGAAGAUACGUGGACAGGAAUGGUGUGCUACUUUAAAGAUGAGUCAUCGCAUUACUACACAGAAAGUAUUGGGAUCUUUAGUUCUAACUGAAUAACCUACACUUGAAACAUAACAUUUUUGGUAUAUGUGACAGAGUUGAACCAAUACAGAUUUAUAUCUUAUUGCUUUAUGAAAAGCAAGUCUGUAUAAUUCCCCAGCUUAUUUUGGUAUUAAAAUGAAAUUGGAUCAGUG
This is a messenger RNA of Hemicordylus capensis (graceful crag lizard), 1389 nucleotides long. It is a transcript of the gene PARL, whose product is annotated as presenilin associated rhomboid like. The transcript has 10 exons. Gene Ontology annotation, molecular function: serine-type endopeptidase activity. The coding region runs from base 63 to 1130 and encodes 355 amino acids. Lineage: Eukaryota; Metazoa; Chordata; Lepidosauria; Squamata; Cordylidae. The record is from RefSeq and is a predicted model, not a curated record. Gene Ontology annotation, cellular component: membrane.